AUCCAAGGGCUAGGAAUGCGCAGUAAUCAGGCAGGCUGGGGCCCAUCAUACCAGGGAUCUUCAUAAAGCAGGGAGACCCCAGAGCCAUACCUGCUGGACCGGGACCUGAGCAGUUCUGCCUGACACUGGGGCCCAGGGACUCACCUGCCCUUCUUAGAGCAGCUCACAGCACAAUGAGGAGCCUCCGCUCUUUGCUCUGCCUUCUCCUGCCUCUGAGUGUCUGCUUUCCCCUGCUGGACAGAAGGGGACCCCCAGACACCGGUGACAUCGAAGCCAGGAUGAGCUGGGCCCAGCUGGCUGAGGGACACACACCCCACUCAGUUCAAAGUCCCCAGCCACAGGCCCUGCUUGUGGUGGCCAAAGAGCAGCAGGCCUCACGCAGGGAACACACCGGCUUCCGUCUAGGGAGGCAGGACUACGGUAGCAGUGAGGCCGAGGGGUUCCUGCCCACUGACUCAGAGAAGGCCAGCAGCCCCCUGGGGACUCUGGCAGAGGAGCUGAGCAGCUACAGCAGGAGGAAGGGAGGCUUUAGCUUCCGCUUUGGCCGGUGAGGGCCUGCGUGGACUCUGCCCUGUCUGUCUACUCUUGUCCUGGCCCCAUCUUGAAGAACCUGGACCUGGAGAGAGUAUCACAGUGAACUAGUGCUGAAUAGGUGUGCACCAUUUUUUCAUUUCCAACUUUGAUAAAGUGAAAAAUCUGGGUGGUGUUCAAAAAACAAUAACAAAAAAAAAAACCCAAAAUGAACAAUCAACCCCGCCCCUCCACACUCCCAUAAAAUCCCUGCACACAGGAGGACUGAGUAUGUCUUGGUUAAUAAGAUAAUGUGUCCUUGUCCCAGCCCAUGACUUGGGCUGCUGUCUGUCUCAGCUCUGUCGUCCCCCAGUGGCUGGAGUAGCCCCUGAUCCCCAGUGGCAGGGCAUUGAGGCUGUGAUGGGGCCGUGGAUACAACAGGCCUCUGGCUCUGUUGUUCAUUUGUUGGUAGGUGGACUGAGAGAUUACAGCAGGAAAUCAAAGUUCUGACAGUCCCCAAAGGGAUGCCGGUACUGACAUCUAAAGGGCCACUGUGAAAGAGCGUACUCCGCAGUGUAUAGAAUGUGAAUCUGAAAGUUAGAAAUGAAGGGGAAGAAAAUAACCCAGACACAAACAAACCCCAAACAGUCAGUGUGUUCUCCAUCCCAUUAGCACAAGAUGCCUCUGGCAAGAAAGCCCGUCGGAGCACCGUGCUGCCCACUGAAUGGCCUGUGCAUCCCCUCUGGCUGCCCUCACCUCCUGUCCAUGGUAGUGUUAGCCAACCUAAGGGCCUCAUGGGACCUAAACUCCGAAUGGGUGGGAUUUUUUUGUUUUGUUUUGUUUUGUUUUUGUGCUAAGCAAGGUAGAGUUUCAAAUGCCCAAACUAGGAAUUGUCAUGUGUAUCUUUUGAAAUAAAAGUUGUAACAACUGAGCAUCAUAAUGGCAUGCUGGCCUCCUCUUUCCAGGUCCUCUGGGCCCCAGAAACUUCUUUUCUCGAGUUCCUGAAGCCUUCACUUUGGGGAAAUGGAAAUCAGGCUGGCUGUACCCUGUACACCUCUCCCAGCAGCCCCUUAAUUGGCAGCUGGGCGAAGGUACAGGGAGAGAAGGCACAGGCUGUUUCCCUCUCCACUUCCCUCUUCCCUAUGUUUCUCAGAAUGAGUGUGAGGGGAAAAAAAAAACCAAACAAACCGACAUUUCCACCUGGGGGAAGCGAGGGGAGGUAUGUGUAGGGGGGACAGGCUCGGUCUGGGCUGUGUGCAGGUCUGGGGCCAAGCACAGCAUCCCUUUCAAAGGCUGCUGAGCCUCCUGCAUCCCAUCCCAGGUCACACACAGCCGUCAGAAGCAGCUCACUCCAGGGCUGGCUGUGACUGCUGAGAUGAGAACUUAUAUUGAUGUUUCUAUGGCAACAUCUCCCCUCCUCCUUGUGAGUAGCGACUUGCCCCCGUUCACAAUUGAAUAAUUUUCCAUUGAGCUGUCACAAUUAAUUGGUGGAUUUUUAUUAGCCUUUUAGAACCACACUGGGCCAGGCCCAGCUUGGCACCUCACAGUAUUCCGGUGUUUUCCAUUCUAUUAGUGACUUACGUCCUCAGUAGCAGCUUUCAGUCCUCGGCAGCCAGGAAGCCACUUCAUUAAGGUUGACAGAUCAGAGCCACAAAAGAACCAUGUUGACUGGGGAGAGGGCUGGGAGGUGAGGUGAGCGGGGGUGGGGGGGGGUGGGGGGGGUGCAGAGCCAAACACCUGACGCCGUGGUACACUGCCUUCCCCCAGAGCCACCUUGGGCUCCCCCGGGGCAUUGCACAUGGGUCCUGGGCUACAGUCACAGGGACAAGACAAGUGCACUAGGACCAUAAGGCACAUAACUCUGCCUUCCCUUCCAUCUCAGGAAGAUGUGAUGGAGGGUGUGUCCAGCAAAGGGAUGCUACUGCUCCUCUCUAGUGUGGACAUCGUGGGCACCACCACACUCUCUGGGUCAGUGUCUGAGAACACGGGUCAUAUGUGAACACGAAGAGGUGGCUGUGGUUCCACCCAGCUCCCUCACCAGCCAGGGAUGCCCAUCCUGCUUCCGUGGGGCAGUAUCCUGGCUCAUUCAUUCAUGUACAGGACAGUCUGAGACAGACAAGACCACAAGCCAGGGCAGAACGGCACUCUGGAGACAGGGCCCUGGUGCCUUGCUUCACCCAUAAGGCCGAGGCUGCACACCGUCCCUCACUCUGUGGGUAGGUAGGGCUCAGUUUGAAUUUUUUCUUUUGUGAUGCUGAGGUUCCAGCUCAGGCCCUCGCGCAUGCUAGACAAGUGCUCUAGCACUGAGCUGCACCCGAGCCUGGCAGGUUCUUAAUUUAGCAGGAUUAGAUUAACCUCGACGGAGAGGGCUGGGAUGAAGGGGAAGCCUUCAAAGGAACGCAUCUGCUGUCAUUACCUUUAAUCAUUAAAAGAGAACC
Messenger RNA from Grammomys surdaster, 2948 nucleotides. RefSeq names its product pyroglutamylated RFamide peptide (gene Qrfp). NCBI's taxonomy places the organism in Eukaryota, Metazoa, Chordata, Mammalia, Rodentia, Muridae. The transcript has 2 exons. Gene Ontology annotation, molecular function: orexigenic neuropeptide QRFP receptor binding. The record is from RefSeq and is a predicted model, not a curated record. Bases 174 to 551 code for a protein of 125 amino acids.